CCCAAGGCAAUUAGGCAGGCUAGACAGGGAGGGGAGAGAGGGGGAAAUUCCUUUGUAAAAAAAUGAGUGUAGGAUGUAUAUGCGAAUGACUGGCUUCCUCUAUCGCCGCGGCGGCCGUUCGUACUGAGAUUUUGGGUUGUCUAUUGCGGCAGUUUUCACCUCCUGCGUAUGUCCCUAGGCCAAACGAAUGCCCUUAACUACCUAACCUCUAUCUUCAUUGUAUCAAACGUGUUGUUUGAUAGUUAUUUUAUAGCAUCAUAAUGGGGCUAGCGGAAGCAAUUGUCUUUGCUAUGCGCAAGAGAAUUAGGGGCGCCAAGAACCGGACUUUGGCUGAGCCGGUUCCUACCAUCAACCUGCCUCAUAGAUGGAAUCAGGAAGGGGAGUUAAUCGCAAAUUCUAAACCGGAUAAAUGUCAUUGCUGUGGGUGGUCGGGCGACCCGGAUAUCAUUUCUUCCUAUAUCCCUUGGGAUGUUAGGAGAGAUGUCCAACUCGACGGAAAGAACAUUAUUUCCCUGAGAGAAGAAUGCGCUGUAUGUCAACUUCUGAACAUUAUUUUCCACAGGGUGGCACCUAUGCGAAAUAUAACUGGAACUCGUGUGAGCAUUGUGAAGGGUUAUAGUGUUUCUCUGGAGUGCAAGGAUCGUCCCUAUGAAGCUAAUCAAGUAUUGCUUUUCACUACGGAAGAUCUUACAGGGACACCAUUUGAGCAUUAUAAUAUUCUUAAGACUACGAUAAAGAGUAGCGAUUGGCUAUUUGAGACCUCUUCCCAAUGGGCACAAAGAUGCAUUUCCAAAUGUCUGGGAUCGCACGGAUCAUGCAACCAAUUUAAUAGGGGCAACAACUUCCUACCGUCACGGCUUAUUGACGUUGAUUCUAAAGAGCUGGGCGGUGACGUCGUUCUGAUCGAGACGAAAGACAUCAUUCUUCCAGACUCGCGAUAUGUAGCACUGAGUUAUUGUUGGGGCAAUUCUGAGCCUGAAUGCAUGACCACAAAUAGGAGUUUCAAAAAGAAUAUACAGAGAAUCAAAUGGCGCAGGUUGCCUAAAACAUUUCAAGAUGCCGUUAUAUUCACUCGAAGCCUUGGUCUGAAGUACCUAUGGAUCGACAGCAUGUGUAUAAUCCAAAAGAAUAAGGAGGACUGGCGCCAUGAAGCGGGACAGAUGUUUGGCGUGUAUAGAAACGCGUACGUCACGUUGGCUGCAUUGUACGGCGAUUCUAGCGCUUCGGGUCUCCGUUCGUCGUCGAUGAACAAUCAAUUGACGAAAAUGGCGGAUCUGUGCUACGGACAAUACCGUUGCCCCAUAUAUAUUCGGCAGGAUCCUCACUACUUAACCGACAAUUAUCGGGGUUCUCUUUCCGAUUACCACCAACCGAACAAAUGGGCACCUUUACUUUGCCGAGCAUGGACGUACCAGGAGCGCAUGGUCAGCCCAAGAGUUCUUUAUUUCGACAAAAGUGAGAUCAUAUUUCAGUGUUUCAGCACCAUUGCUUGCGAGUGCGGUAUCACCCAAUACCAUACCAGUUUGAUGUCUCAUCCCGAGAGUAGCAAGUCUUCUUUCUUCAACGCAGUCAUUUAUGAUGGCGAUGACCGGAAAGAUGAUAGGAUUGACUCUGUCUGGAGGAGAGUUAUUGUGGAAGAAUAUUCAAGCUUAGCACUGAGUGAGCACGACGACAGAUUAGCUGCAGUCGCGGCCAUAGCUGAACAAUUUCAGACAGCUCGCCCUAGUGAAAGGUAUUUAGCUGGUCUAUGGUCGGGGUCGCUCAUUAAAGACUUACUAUGGCGCCACAGUGAUAUGCCCAAUAGGCGAACGCAGCAAAACAAAAGAUUGUGCUCUUGGCCGACUUGGUCCUGGACUUCUUUGCAAAGUCAGGUAGCGUAUAGCAUUAUCCCGGACUCCACAGUCGUGGCGCAGAUUGUAUGGGCAGGAUGUGGAUACGCAGCCGACAAUCUAUUUGGAGUGUUGGUGAGUAGUAUCUUGAUUAUACGUGCUAGGGUACUACCUUGUUUAGUUGAAUGGCAGGAGUCUGGAUGUAGCCUCCUCUACGAGUGUGGUGGGAAGUGGAUGUACUUGGACAAGCAGGAUAGGAAUUUCUUCGAGCUAUCCAUGGAUUGCGGUGAUAUUGGGGAUCGAUGUUUCCCCGUGCAACAGAAUUUUUGUCUGCUUGAGGUCAUAAUAGGCACGUCGUGGGAUGCGCGAUACUAUUUAAUACUCUACCGCGAGGAAAUGGAAAGUGAUAUCUUCUCGAGAGUUGGUCUGCUGAUUUACCAUAUUUCUGGGACUCAAUGUGAGAAUUGGGACUAUGUUUGGCGAGAGCAGAGUGUUAUAAUGGACUGCGAAAUCCGUUGAAAGCCAUAGGAUUUAAGAUCAUUGGAUCAACCUAUGUACCUAAUUAUUUGUGUUAGCAUAGAUUUCAGCGCUACUUCACUUCUCAGCUAACCCCACUAAACAGACCCCUUUCCGGUAAUAGGCGUCUAUAGCUGAAGACCACUCUAACUUCGUUGGAGAACUACGCGAGGAACAAGGCAUUAUUCGUUGGCCAGAGCAAGUGCGGCUAUCAACUUAGCUUGUUACAAGUUGGCUUAGCUUUUCACCGCGAGA
Hypoxylon trugodes is the source of this 2600-nucleotide messenger RNA. RefSeq names its product HET-domain-containing protein. The transcript has a single exon. The record is from RefSeq and is a predicted model, not a curated record. Lineage: Eukaryota; Fungi; Ascomycota; Sordariomycetes; Xylariales; Hypoxylaceae. Bases 261 to 2348 code for a protein of 695 amino acids.